AUCUGCCGAAGGACGGUCCACACAUCACAGGGGAAGAGAAGCAGUACCACCAGAUAGGAGACGAAAUCAGCCUAAACUGCACGUCGGGGAAGUCAUAUCCUGCCUCAGAGCUACAAUGGUUCAUCAACGACGAACAGGUGACCUCCCCCGAUGCCCUGGUGUCGUACCCAAACCUGGUGCACCAGCAUGGGUUGCUGGUUUCUACCCUGGGACUUCGCUUCACGGUGACAAGCAGCCACUUCGUGGAAGGCAGCAUGACGGUCCGCUGCGUGGCGAGUGUCUCGCCGAUCCUUUGGCAGGGGGACCGCGAGAGUGUCGUGCAGAGGGUCUCGCCACUCAUAGAGAACAACAUUAGGGAGGCCCUGCUGCUAGUGAAAGGGUCCUCCAGCCAGUGCAGUGCCUCUGUCGUCAUGGUUGCGGUCAUGACGUCACUCCUUCUCUCGACUGUCACGUGACUUGGUCAUCAUCUUUAAUCUGUUAACUACCACAACGUAACGAGUUUGAUUCACAUCAGAUUUCUCGGAUACAGAAAUUGACUCUAUCCCGUUCUAAGUGCUGAAGAGUUUCCUAAAUACUGAAGAAUACGUAAUCAGCAGUCCUGAAAGGGUGUCGAUUAUCACAGAAAUCUAUAGUAAAGUUUAAAUCGAGUGGAAGGGGUUUGUCUUUCUCAGUUAGAUCUCAUGUGAUAUUUAGCAUGGAUGAUUUGCCAAUGUAAUUGAUACAGAUUUUCAUACAAUAAAAAUCCGCUCUCAAGAAUAUCAACUGAAGAUAAAAUACUGUAGGUGGACGCUGUGGAAAAUGUGGCGAGUCAUUGUCAAAUUUAAAUCCUGUAUCAGGCCAAGUUCGUUCUGUUCCCUUUUAUACUCGACAAAUUUUCUCGGUGAUUGACAGGCAUCAGCUUAAUUUUUAAAGCCCUUAAAUCGUAUUUUAUUUUAAUUUAUCGUCAUAACUUAAUGUGCUGUAAUAUUUCAGGAAACACGUACUCUGCCGAGAACAGGAACUACUAAAAUAAUUUUCGACGCUUAAGGAAAGUAGUCGCAAUAUGUGGCAACAGGGUGCUGGGAAUGUAGCACGCAUAGGGCAGAAUAAAACAUUUAAUCUGAAAUCAUGAAGGGAAGAAGCCACGUGAGGCUUCUUUGCGUUUGUAGCAUGUUAAUAUUAAAGUUUAUCUUAUAAAUAAUUUUUUGUGACGUAUGGACUGAAUUUGUUUGACAUUCGGGUUUAAUGAAAGGAUGAGAAUUUGUUGACUGAGAUACUGUCACCUUAUCGAAAAGGGAUCUAUUGUGUAAUCAAUUCAAUUUUUUUACCUUGGUGCAGACUAUAUAUAUAGAUAUAAGGAUGAGGAUAGCUCAUCCAAGUGACCCAGCAGAUAGGCUUUCUGCCCUCUUCUCCCUUUCUUACCUGAAGAAGGAAGCCUAAUAUAGCUUCCGAAACGUUCUAAUUUUAUUAAUUUAUCAUUCGGAAGAUCGUAAAUUUCAGAAGAACAAUCUUACAUACUCCAACAAAUUGUCUUCAGGAUCCAUUACACUUGGACAAUUUAAUUCAGGGCUGAGAAGAUUCCGUGUUUAAAAUAUUGUUUUACAGAAUCUUACAGUUUAAUCCAGAUCGGGCCGUUUACUAAAUUUGAAACUCAUUUGUCUUUAUAUAUGUGACUAGUAAACAAAUAUGUUAUGCCAUAUCAAAUGAAUCCAGCUGUAAGGUUACGCGAAUCGUAAUCUGGGUGUUAGUAUCAUGAAGCUGUAGGGAAUCACUGCUGCCUUAGUCUUCAAGGUAACCCUUGUUACUUGUUCAAAGGUUGGUGGUAAAAGUUACUGAUUUUUUAUUCAUGAUACCAUUAAAAAUCUAGACAAUGAUCAGUUCAAGAUUGAGAGCUAGAAAAUGUUAUAUUUCUGACAUUAUUACAUGUACGUGUCUAAAGUACUUCGUGAAACUAAUUGGAAAUCUGAAUGUUAGUGAGCGAUAUAAUAGUUUAAUCAAACGGGUUUGGGCAUGAGUUUUAGAAAAAAAAAACAUAGAAAUGAUAUCGCGUGCAGUGGACAGCUGAAGGAACAUUUUACCACAGCUCAGUGAGUGUGAAUGUUCAGAACUUAUGGAUCGUCUCUGUCCGUGAUGAAAUUCUGUUUCUAUUAUUCUAAUCCAGGGAGGUAACAUCGUAUAUUCUCAAACCAGAACAAAACGAUUUAGCAGCGAAAUGGUGAGCAACGUUACAGAAUUUGAAUUGUUCCUUGUAAGGCGAUAUGAAUAAUACUGACGCAUGUAGCAGUCGGGAUGUCAGUUUUCUGUACACAAAAGACGGUUGUGUUUUCAAG
Zootermopsis nevadensis is the source of this 2309-nucleotide messenger RNA. The record is from RefSeq and is a predicted model, not a curated record. Lineage: Eukaryota; Metazoa; Arthropoda; Insecta; Blattodea; Termopsidae.